GAGCCAGCGAAAACGUUUCGUAUUGGAUGCGAAUCCUUCUUUGCUCCUUCUCUCUGCACCCACCGAAACCGCCUUUUCAAUCCCUCCUCUCUCUCUCCCUCGCUCCGUCUCUCUCAUACGGUUUCUUCUCUUUAGGGUUAGGGUUUCUUAGUCGCGUCUACUUUGAAAUUUCUAAAAACAAAUGUUGCGGGUAAUUUCUUAUUUUCUUUUCAAAUUUAUUAAUAUUUCCUUCGAAGAACUUUCUAGGUCAAGCCUGGCUUGAUUCCGCUUUUCUAUGAUUCAAAGUGCUGAGAUAAACCCUGUUUGACAAGUCCACUUCUUGAACAAGUUGAAACUAUGUACAACGAAGGAGCCCCCGAAUUUUUUAUGGAUCAGGGCUUGUAUUAUCCUACUGCCACCAAUUAUGGAUACUACUGUACAGGAUUUGAAUCACCCGGUGAAUGGGAGGACCACCAUAGGAUUUUUGGUUCAGAUGGUCUGGAAAUCCAAUAUGCGGGUGCACAAACUGAAACUUUACCUUAUGUAUAUUAUACCCCUAGCUAUGGAUAUGCACAGUCUCCUUAUAACCCGUACAAUCCUUACAUACCUGGUGCUAUGAUAGGCGUUGAUGGCCCUUAUGUGGGACCACAACAGUAUUAUGCCAUGCCUUCUUAUCAGGACCCUGUAUCUUCACCUGGUUAUGUUCCUGUUGUUGUUCAACCGGAUUUCAUUCCAAACAAUUCAAUAGACCCCUUGCUAGAUGCAGCAGGUGUAGCAUUUACCAAUGGACCUGAUGGAAGAAGUUCAAAACAUGGUAUUGCUUCAUCAUCUGCAGCCUUUCCCAAAUUCCAAUCAAAACCCACUUCAAAUCAGACUAAUACCAUGUCCAAGAUUUCAGAAGAGCCAAGAGUUAUUGUUGGACCUAGCAAGCAGUCUCUGACACAAGGAAGUGUUUCUUCUGGUAGUUUUCCUAUUCCGGCUUCUUCACGCAUGCAUCAGGGUAGAGUUGCUUCUGGUUCUAUUCAACCUGUUGAUAUCUUUUCCAAUGGGAAGGUCCUACCUCAUUCUAACCAAUUAAAAGUUGCUGUCCCUGUCAAUAAUGGCUUUUCUGAUUUUGGAUCAAGUGCUUCUGGAAGGGCUGCAGUGGAUAAGCUUCGAUCUAAGAUUCAUGUUGGUAGAACUCUCAAUGAUGUAAAUGGAGGUCCAGAUGCUUUGGGUGAGCAGAAUCGUGGACCUAGAACAAACAAAUCAAGGAAUCAACUGGCUGUUAAAGCUUACACAACAAACGUGGGAGAUGAUAAUGAACAAGGAAACAUUAUAAUAUACACUGAUCAGUAUAACAAGGAUGAUUUCCCAGUCGACUAUGUUGAUGCGAAAUUUUUUGUAAUAAAGUCUUACAGUGAGGAUGAUGUUCACAAGAGCAUUAAAUAUAAUGUUUGGUCGUCCACACCCAAUGGGAACAAGAAGCUGCAGAGUGCAUACGAGGAUACUCAAAAAAUGGCUCCUGGAAAUCCUAGAGCAUGUCCCAUCUUCCUAUUCUUUUCUGUAAAUGCAAGUGGUCAAUUCUGUGGUGUUGCUGAGAUGAUUGGCCCGGUUGACUUUGCAAAGGAUAUGGAUUUUUGGCAGCAAGAUAAAUGGAGUGGUAGCUUUCCUGUCAAGUGGCAUAUUAUCAAAGACGUACCAAAUUCCAGCUUUAGGCACAUUAUAUUAGAGAACAAUGAGAAUAAGCCAGUGACGAAUAGCAGAGACACUCAAGAGAUAAUGUAUAAGCAAGGUCUGGAAAUGCUGAAAAUAUUCAAAGGCCACACAUCAAAGACCUCAAUACUUGAUGACUUCAUGUACUAUGAGAAUCGUCAGAGAAUUAUGCAGGAAGAGAAAGCCAGGCUUAUAUUUAAAAGCUUUGAAACUCCAUUCAUGGUAACUGCAUUAGAACCUGCUCACAAGCUGGAUUGUCUUGUUGAGUUACCUCCAAAGAAAGAUGAGAAAACUAUGGAGCAGAAUGGUACUAACUGCAUGAAAAAAAAUGAGGCUCCUGCCACAGAUCGGGUUUCUUCAAAUUUUGAUGUUGCUCAUACAAGUAUUGAGAGUGAAAUUUCUGAGCAAGUGAUAGUCAAAUCAGGAGAUAUUGCAUCUGUUUUAAAGAUCGGUUCCCUCAGUAUUAACCCAAAGCAGGCUGAACCAAAACCCUCUUCUGAUGUAGCUACUUGUGUUUCUAGUUCUGAUCCUGUUGAUGUUGUCGCGGUGGGAUCCAUGCCUGUCAAAGUUAACGGAUUUACUGAAUCUUCUGGUUUUCUAAGAGUUGGUAGUAUCCCACUUGAUCCUAGGGCACUACAGCGUGAAAAAGGUGAUGCAUUUGCUAAGUAUCAGUCUUAGUAUUAAUCAAAUGGAAGGAUCAUCAUUAACUGGGAUCUCAUUGUGUUUGAGCAUGUACUACAUUGUAGUUUUUGCAUGGCGGAUCAUUUUUUCCGUGCUCGAUUUAGGGCUACACUGCAGAAGUUGGAAAAUUUGAAUAUCUUGUUUUCAUAAAUUAUUGUUAUUUUUUUUUCCCAA
Hevea brasiliensis (rubber tree) is the source of this 2529-nucleotide messenger RNA. RefSeq names its product YTH domain-containing protein ECT4. NCBI's taxonomy places the organism in Eukaryota, Viridiplantae, Streptophyta, Magnoliopsida, Malpighiales, Euphorbiaceae. Gene Ontology annotation, molecular function: mRNA binding. The coding region runs from base 337 to 2352 and encodes 671 amino acids. Gene Ontology annotation, biological process: mRNA destabilization. Gene Ontology annotation, cellular component: cytoplasm. The transcript has 7 exons. The record is from RefSeq and is a predicted model, not a curated record.